AUGGCGCAAGACGGAGGUCUCCACGCAGACUUGUCAAGUGAGGACGUAUCUCAAAGGAGCCAACCGGCUGCUACUGCUGCUGCUGCUACAUCAAAGCCGGUUUAUUUUGUCGCCUGCAACCCAACACCAAUGUCCUCCUUCUCAUCUUCCGUCAAUGCGCAUUUCACCUCCUUCUCCUCCGUGAGCUUUCCAUCUGCUGAAGAGCACACAUCCCUGCAAGUGGACGGACAGAACAGGGAUGUGGAUGUUGAUGCUGUGUCCAGAUCCCUGAACGCUGACCAGAGUGGCACAUGCCAUACUAUUCUGGACUCCCCCUCACCCUCCCAUAACGAGGGCGCCUUCGGGUGUUUGGAUCCCCUUCAAAAGACGUCAGAGCCAAGAGUUCCUGUUGGCGCCGAUGGCGGCGGCCACUUUUCUGGGCUGCCUUGUGUCAGCGACUUUUUCUUCGAUACCCACACGACCACCACAACACCCUCCGUGUUUGGUGAUGGCGGCAAAGACGCCGUGCAUGUGUGCUUUUCAUCCCACCUGGCUCCGAUUUCUUCCUGCAGCGGCACCAGCAGCAGACCUAUCUGGCGUCCUCUAGACGACCUACAG
Molecule: messenger RNA, 597 nt
Organism: Dibothriocephalus latus
Lineage: Eukaryota; Metazoa; Platyhelminthes; Cestoda; Diphyllobothriidea; Diphyllobothriidae
Source: the annotation of a GenBank genome assembly